Mytilus californianus (California mussel) is the source of this 1155-nucleotide messenger RNA. RefSeq lists its product as uncharacterized. Bases 30 to 1094 code for a protein of 354 amino acids. The record is from RefSeq and is a predicted model, not a curated record. The transcript has 9 exons. NCBI's taxonomy places the organism in Eukaryota, Metazoa, Mollusca, Bivalvia, Mytilida, Mytilidae.
AGAGAUUCCAGUUGUUCUGCAUAAGAAGAAUGGAAAUGUUUAGAAUUUCUUUUGUCUUGAGUCUAGUUUUGACUGGAUCACUGGCUCAGUUUUCUCCUACUCUGACAGUUGACAGCUGUACAAAGAGUAAUCUAAAAUUAACACUAAACGAUGCCGCUCAGAAUGGGAUCAUUUAUAUCCAGGGUCAAGGGGCCGCUUGCAAGCAACUGACAACGACAGGAUCGAACACUCAUGAAUUUAACUUUGUUGCUUGUGGUAUAGCUUGGGAAUCAUCGUUUAAGAUAAUUGUUCAGAAGAAACAAUUGUACCAGACAGGAGAUGAUAAACAAAUACCAAUUAUGUGUUUAGCUGACCUGACGGAUAUAUCUUUAAGCGGAGAUGCCAACAACUUGGACAAAGACGAUGACAUCGGACAAAAUUUAACUGUGAAGCCAACAGCUUUUAUGAAAUUGUACAGCAACGGAGUUGAUGUAACCGGUGGUAAUGUUAAACUUACUGACAUGUUGACUUUGACCAUGGAGCUUGAUGCUGAAUAUCUUCAGGAUUUUGACAUCAAAGCAAAAUAUUGCACAGCUUCAACCAUCCCAAUAAUUGAAAAUUCCUGUGCAACUGAUACAGAACUGUUUCCAGAAUAUGCAAAACCAGCUCAAGGUUACUUGUCUGCUACUUUCGGAGCUUUCCGUACAACCGAUCUUAAUGGUGGAUCGGUCCCUAUGACAUUCACAUGCUCGUUACAAGUUUGCCUGGGAAGCUGUUCAGUAACAACAUGUCAAAGUGGCGAGAACGGUUUUGGAAGAAAAAGAAGAGAUGUGAUGGACGUCAUUGUUUCAGGGAGUCUUCGUCAAAAGAGAGGCGCAGACGACAAUUCACCAUUCGAUGACAUCAAUGUUGGAUCAACACUUAGAAUUAUAGCUAAUGAUGUAGUUAUUGAAGAUGACGACGGUAAUGACAACGUAUGCAUGAAUAAAUUACCUUUGAUUCUUGGUCUGAUUGCCUUUAUUGUUGCCAUUUUGUCAUCUGCUGCUGCAGUUGUAUACCUGUAUAGAAAACUGAGAGCACAGACGGAACUAAAGGCUUCAAACAACAAAUGCUGAAGAUAAAACUAAUUCUACCACUACUAAAACGUAUUCCAGAAUAAUAAGAGAAUCAAUUUAA